This is a messenger RNA of Hyposmocoma kahamanoa, 591 nucleotides long. RefSeq lists its product as uncharacterized. Bases 1 to 591 code for a protein of 196 amino acids. The record is from RefSeq and is a predicted model, not a curated record. The transcript has a single exon. Lineage: Eukaryota; Metazoa; Arthropoda; Insecta; Lepidoptera; Cosmopterigidae.
AUGUUAGGUAAUAAUCAUUUCACUUAUGAAGAAUUAUCGACAUUGUUCGUUCAAAUCGAGGCAAUAUUGAAUUCGAGACCCCUCACUCCACUCUCAUCGGAUCCUUCAGACCUUUAUCCCUUGACUCCUGGGCAUUUCCUGAUCAGCAGACCUCUUACUUCGCUGCUCUUACCACCACUGCUCGAGAGUAAAGCUAGCCAAUUGAACACAUUUCAACAUAUCGAGAACCUGAGACAGCGUUUUUGGGAGAGAUGGCGUCACGAAUUCCUAUGUGAACUACAACAACGAUCCAAGUGGCGAAUCAACAAAGGACAACUAUUGCUAGGAGACAUGGUCAUCCUCAAGGAGGCCAACCUACCCCCUUUAAAAUGGCGAAUGGGCCGCAUACACCAGCUCUACCCUGGACCUGACGGAGUCGCUCGCGUGGCAGAUGUUACAACAUCGAAAGGCAUAAUACGUUGCGCCGUGAGCAACCUUUGUCCCCUACCUACUGCGCAGACAGAUGAUCAGCAGAUGAUGGCUUCUCCUCGAAAUCCUACGGUCUUCAAGAUAGAAGAUAGAGAUACGGGGGGAAGAUGUUCGCGCCGAUAA